Molecule: messenger RNA, 715 nt
Organism: Beta vulgaris subsp. vulgaris (sugar beet)
Lineage: Eukaryota; Viridiplantae; Streptophyta; Magnoliopsida; Caryophyllales; Amaranthaceae
Exons: 1
Coding region: 141-641 (166 amino acids)
Cellular component (GO): chloroplast
Source: RefSeq, a predicted model, not a curated record
AACCAACCAACCCAAUUACCCAAACCCCAUUCCCAAAACCAAAUUCCCACCAAAAAGUAUUAUCUCAAUCUCAUCACUAAAACUUACUACUUCUAUACAAGAUAAGAAAAACUCAUCCACUCAACAACAACCAAAACACCAUGAAUGCCACUAAAUUCCUCCAUCACUCCCAAUUCUUAAGAUCAUCACCAUUAACAUUAACACCCAUUACACACUUCCCUAAAUCACCCUCUAUUCUCUCUCCUAUACGCAGCACCACCAACAAUAACAACGACAACCCACCACCACCACCACCACCACCACAAUCUCCGGCAAUUACGCCGCCAGAAACGGUGGAGAUAAGGUUUCGUAGAGGUUCUAGAAGGCGUCGGAAAGAAGAAGAGCAAGGUGUUUCCAAUGAAUCAACGAAGAAGAAGGUUGUAAUGAAGAAAAAUUGGGAGGAAAUGGAUUUUAAUGAGAAAGCUAUUGAAUUGUAUAUGGGUGAAAAAGGGUUUUUGUUUUGGGUUAAUAAGUUUGCAUAUGCGUCGAUUUUUAUUAUUAUUGGUGGUUGGAUUUUGUUUAGGUUUGUUGGUCCGUCGUUCAAUCUUUAUCAACUUGAUACUCCUCCUCUUUCUCCUGAAUCUGUGUUUAAGGGUUCUUAGGAGGUUGAAUUCUUGAGUUUUACUAAGAUUAUUAUGAGAAAUCAGACAUGGAAAUACAUUGAGAUUAUGGUGUU